This is a messenger RNA of Anoplopoma fimbria (sablefish), 1586 nucleotides long. Its product is annotated as 26S proteasome regulatory subunit 4. The record is from RefSeq and is a predicted model, not a curated record. Gene Ontology annotation, molecular function: ATP binding; ATP hydrolysis activity; proteasome-activating activity. Gene Ontology annotation, biological process: proteasome-mediated ubiquitin-dependent protein catabolic process. Lineage: Eukaryota; Metazoa; Chordata; Actinopteri; Perciformes; Anoplopomatidae. The transcript has 11 exons. Gene Ontology annotation, cellular component: proteasome regulatory particle, base subcomplex. The coding region runs from base 100 to 1422 and encodes 440 amino acids.
GUCUAGCGCGAAUGAAGCGAAUAUUCGCUUCGCUUUUGGUGUGAACACGGCAUUGGUGUUGCCAUACCCUCUGACGUCAGUUUAGUGCGACAAGUAACAAUGGGUCAAAGCCAGAGUGGAGGCCACGGUCCGGGAGGAGGCAAGAAGGAUGACAAGGAUAAGAAGAAAAAGUACGAGCCUCCAAUUCCAACCAGAGUUGGCAAAAGAAAGAAGAAGACAAAGGGACCAGAUGCUGCCAGUAAACUACCAUUAGUCACCCCUCACACUCAAUGCCGUCUGAAGCUGCUGAAGCAGGAGCGGAUCAAAGACUACCUAUUGAUGGAGGAGGAGUUCAUCAGAAACCAGGAGCAGAUGAAGCCUCUGGAAGAGAAACAGGAGGAGGAGAGGUCAAAGGUGGACGACCUGCGCGGGACCCCCAUGUCUGUCGGCACUCUGGAGGAAAUCAUCGAUGACAACCACGCAAUUGUUUCCACUUCAGUGGGAUCAGAGCACUACGUCAGCAUCCUGUCCUUUGUGGAUAAGGAUCUGCUGGAGCCUGGCUGCUCUGUCCUGCUCAACCACAAGGUUCAUGCUGUGAUUGGUGUGUUGAUGGAUGACACUGAUCCCUUGGUGACGGUGAUGAAGGUGGAGAAGGCCCCACAAGAAACCUACGCUGACAUCGGCGGACUGGACAAUCAGAUCCAGGAGAUCAAGGAGUCAGUGGAGCUGCCUCUCACACAUCCAGAGUAUUAUGAGGAGAUGGGCAUAAAGCCUCCCAAAGGAGUCAUCCUAUAUGGACCUCCAGGCACAGGUAAGACACUGCUGGCCAAGGCCGUAGCCAAUCAGACAUCAGCCACCUUCCUGCGCGUCGUGGGCUCGGAGCUGAUCCAGAAGUACUUGGGAGACGGGCCCAAGCUGGUCCGAGAGCUCUUCAGGGUGGCAGAGGAGCACGCGCCCUCCAUUGUCUUCAUCGACGAGAUCGAUGCCAUCGGCACUAAGAGGUAUGACUCCAACUCUGGUGGUGAGAGGGAGAUCCAGAGGACCAUGCUGGAGCUGCUCAAUCAGUUGGAUGGGUUUGACUCCCGGGGAGACGUGAAAGUUAUCAUGGCCACCAAUCGGAUAGAAACCCUGGAUCCAGCCCUCAUCAGACCUGGGAGAAUCGACCGUAAGAUCGAGUUUCCUCUGCCGGAUGAGAAGACCAAGAGGAGGAUCUUUCAGAUCCAUACAAGCCGCAUGACAGUAGCAGAUGAUGUCACCCUUGAUGACCUCAUCCUGGCUAAGGAUGACCUGUCAGGAGCAGACAUUAAGGCCAUCUGCACAGAAGCCGGCCUCAUGGCAUUGCGUGAGCGCCGUAUGAAAGUCACCAACGAAGACUUCAAGAAGUCCAAGGAAAACGUGCUGUACAAGAAGCAGGAGGGCACGCCGGAGGGGCUUUACCUCUAACCUUCAACCUUUGAUGUUUCUCUCACCCCUUCUCUAUAUAUCGCUGUGUGAAAGCCCGGAGGCAGAGUUGUCUGUCUCCCCAGAGAGAGUUUUGAUAUAUUUUGUGCAUGUCAUGUCUGGCUUCUCCCAACCCCCUAUUACCGUUAACGUGAAUAAAAGAACAA